ACGCCACUCGAGCAGCCAGUGAUGACCAAGGUGUGUGAGGGGAAGGGUGUGCGCCGCGCAUGUCUGUGGUGAACCGCACUUGUACCAUGUUACUCUGAAAUUACGAAGUGACGAGGAUCUGUUAACCCUCAGCCAUGGAGCGCAUCUUCGGGGCCAAUGGGAGCCGGGCGGAGGACGGCGUGCCCGACAUGACUGUGUUGUCGGACAUCGACGAGACGGCCAUCAACCACAACCUGCGUGUGCGCUACCUGCACGACCGCAUCUAUACCUACACGGGCAGCAUCCUCAUAGCAGUCAACCCAUACAAGGAGCUCGAGAUGUAUGGUCCUGAGGCCAUCAUGAGGUACCAGGGCAAGAAGCUGCUGGAGGAGGAGCCGCACGUGUUCGCCAUCUCGGAGUCGUCCUUCGUGGCGCUGCAACGCUUGGACAAGAACCAGUCGUGCGUCAUCUCGGGGGAGUCAGGCGCCGGCAAAACCGAAACCACCAAGUUCAUCCUGCAGUACCUGUGCUCCGUGACGACCGGCGUGUCCACCUGGGUCGAGCAGCAGAUCAUCGAGGCCAACACCAUCCUUGAGGCCUUCGGUAACGCCAAGACAGUCCGCAAUGACAACUCAAGUCGAUUUGGGAAGUUCAUGCAGGUUUGCUUUGACCCAUCGUGGCACAUCAAGGGUUGUGUGAUGCAAGACUACCUCCUGGAGCAGUCCCGCAUCACCUUCCAGGGCCCUGAGGAGAGGAACUACCAUGUCUUCUAUCAGCUGGUGGCUGCUGCUCAGAACAAUAAGGAGCUGGCAGAGCAGUUCCACCUCAAGCCUGCCAACACCUACACUUACCUGAACCAGUCUGGCUGCAUUGUUAUCGACGGCAUAGAUGACGCCCGCCGCUUUGACAGCCUGCGCCUCGCCUUCAAUGUUCUCCAUGUGCCACAGGAGAUAUGUGAUGGGAUCUAUGGUACCCUGGCUGCCAUCCUUUGGCUUGGAAACCUGGAGUUUGCAGACAUUGACGGAGAAAACUGUGAGUUGACGGAGAAGGACAAGGAGGUGCUGAAGACCCUAUCCACACUGUUGGGCCUCUCCGAUGAACAGUUACUUGGUUGUCUGCUGCAGCGGCAAAUCAACAUUCGGGGAAACAUCACUCACAUUCCCCUCAAACACGCCGAGGCCAAGGAGAACAGACAUGCCAUGGCCAAGACGCUGUACUCCCGCACCUUUGCCUGGCUGGUGGAUCACAUCAACAAGUGUACCAACCCAGGCCAGGACCAAACCAGGUUCCUAGGUGUUCUAGACAUCUUUGGUUUUGAGAACUUUGCUGUCAACUCUUUUGAGCAACUCUGCAUCAACUACACCAAUGAAAAAUUACACAAAUUCUUCAACCACUAUGUGUUUGCUUUGGAACAGGAAAUUUAUCGCCAAGAGGAGAUCAAGUUUUCCCACAUCACCUUCACGGACAACACUGAGUGCCUUGAAUUGCUGGAGAAGCCCCCGAGGUGUGUGCUGAAGCUGCUGUCAGAGGAGUGCCGCAUGCCCAAGGGUGCAGACAAGACUUACUUGACCAAGCUGCACCAGGAGUUUGAAAGUCACCCUAAUUAUAUCAAAGGUGAUGACAGAAGACGAUGGGAGGUGGAGUUUGGUGUCAACCACUAUGCAGGCAAGGUGAUCUACACUGUGCGGGGCUUUGUGGACAAGAACAGAGAUGCUCAGCAGGAUGUCUUCUUUGACCUGAUGAGCAAGUCUCAGAACAAAUUUAUUGCUGACCUAACGAGAUUUCAGGACUUGCUGGGCUGCACCAUAGCCAGGAUGGGCACCAUUCAGAGCACCAUCUCUCGGGGAACCUCCAAAGGCAAGCCCACGGUGUCUGAUGCCUUCCGCAAUCAAUUGCAGGCACUUGUGGAUGUUCUUCAAGCAACUAAUCCUUGGUAUGUGCGGUGCAUCAAGCCAAACAAGAACAAGGCAGCAAACUCCUAUGAUGAGUCAAUGGUGCUGGACCAGCUGCGUUACCUGGGUAUGAAUGACAUCAUCAGGAUCCGUAAAGAGGGAUUCCCAAUUCAUAUGACUUUUGAAGACUUUAUUGUGAGGUAUUUCUGCCUGAACAAGAGGAAGAGAUACCCUGACCAAAAGCAACAUGUGUGUGACAUCAUGAAGUCUCUCUCGCUGUCUGAGAAGGAGUGGCAGGUUGGCAAGAGUAAAGUGUUCAUCCGGCAGAAAGUUUAUGAGCCACUGGAGGACCGUCGGCAGACUACCAUUGUUGCUGCAGCAAUAAAGAUUCAGGCACUGUAUCGUAUGCACAGACACAGGAAAGAGUACCAGAGGAUACAUGCAGCGUGCCUGACAGUACAGAACUACUACCGUGGCUGGAAGCUCCGCCUACAGUUUAUCAGAAAGAGGAGAGCCAUCAUCAUCAUCCAGUCCAAUGUGCGAGGGAUGUUUGCUAGAGAGGUUGCCAAUGCGCUGCGGGAGAUGAAGCGUAUUGAGGAAGAGCAGAGAAGGAGGGAACGUUUGGAGGAAGAGAGGAGACAGAGGGAAGAGGAGGCACAGAAGAUGGCAGCAGAGGAUGAGGCAAAGAAGCAGGAGCUGGAGGAGGCACAGAGCCAACAGUAUGAUGGUCUAGCAGCAGUGGGUGAAGGGAAAGUAGAAGAGGAAUUGGCAACCUUGUCCAACAUCGCAGACACAGUCAACCCCCACCUGGCGGCUUCCAUGACCACCAACCCUGAUGACGCCUCGCAGGGCUCAGGGGAAGGUGUAGACCUAGACAACCUCUUUUCCUUCCUCUCCAACAUGGAAUCAGAAAGACAUGUGCUGGAUGAGAUCCAUCGCCAAAUGGAUGAUUUGACAGUCACUUUUGAUGUGGAGAUUGAAGCACUGAACCACCGUGAUGAGGAUGAAAAGAGGGAAGGCAGCCUGCCUCCCCCACCAGGCUCAGAUAUUUUGGAUCUUUCCCAGUUGCCUCCACCUCCAGGAGAACAACCACUCCCUCCACCCCCAGCUGUUGUGUUGCACCCCCCUGCCCUGCCUGGUGGAGAAAGUGCAUCCAGUCAGCCACCUCAGGAGAAUGGAGAAACUCUGCCUCCUCCUCCACCUCAGAUCAAUGGAUUCCAUGAAGAGGAGAAACCAAAGGAGCCCAUCUAUGAAACCAUCCCUGUGGGCUUGUCAGGGGCACAGACUCGACGGGAACCCAGCUACGUGUCUGGCCCGCCCCCAGCUGGUCCUCCUCCAGCACCACCAGAAGAGGCUGUUGAACUUCGUCGGUCUCGGGAGGCUGCCCCACUCCCUCACUGGGAUGCCUCAGGGGAGCAGCGGCGGCGCAAACCAUCAGGACAACGGCGCACCUCACGGUCACCCUCAGCCCACAGCCCCUGUGCCACACGGCCCAGCACCAGGAGUCCUGCUCCUCGAGCAAACAGCCGCAACAAUGGUGUGGUGGAGGAUCCAGAGCGGGUGGAGCGCAGGAAGCAGCGAGUGGAGCGGAAGCUGCAUGAACUGGAGGAGCUUGGAGAGAACAAGGAAAAUGAAAAUCAAAACCACUUUGACAUGAUAGAGUUUGCUGAGAAAUUCUUCAACAACCAUGAAAGAUCUCCUGAAGGAACUUUGAUGUCAACUCUCACCCGCAAGCGAUCCACUGCAGAAUAUUUACCUAAGUAUGAGUUAAUUACAUACUCCCGUGCCUCCAUCAUCCCCACCUCCCAUGUCCACCUGUAUGAUCCUGAAAACAUCACCCUCGCCUGUACCAUCUUUAGGGAUUUGUGCAAGUAUUGCCGAGGGGAGUUGAAACCCGAGCAGGAAAUCCUCACCAUCCAGACCAUCAUCGGUCAUGGGCUGGAGCGAGAGGAGUUGAGGAAUGAAAUCUUUGUCCAGUGUAUGAGACAAGUGACCAACAACCCCAGCACAGAGUCUCUGGAGCGACUAUGGCUCAUGCUAUGCCUCUGUGUGGUGGCCUUCCAGCCUAGUAAACUCCUGCACAAGUACUUUGUUAGUUUCCUGCAAAAGAACCUAAGUCUAGAGGGGAAGCUGAAGCAAUAUGUUCAGUGGUGUCUAGAGAACUGUAAAAACACCAAGGUAUCCAGCAGACAGCUUCCUCCCUCCUCUGUGGAAAUUGCUGCCAUGAAGAAGCUGGGGACUAUUGUGUGUAGGUUCUUCUUCUUGGAUGGCCGGACAAAAGCUAUUGAUGUUCAUCCUCGAGACACAGCAGGGGAUGCGAUGCAGAAGCUGGCUGACCGCCUUGGCCUGUCUGGAUUGGAAGGCUGGGCCAUAUAUGAGUCUGGAUCUGAAGGAGACAAGCAUGUCAAGAGUCAUGAAUAUCUCUAUGAUGUCAUAUCCUCGUGGGAGAUAAAGCAGCAGAAGGCAACAGGUUCAGGGACACACAGUUCAAGCACCAAGCGCACAACACAGACUGUCAGCGCUGGUGAGAACAGAUUUGUGUUCCGCAAACGUUUGUUCCGCAACCCACGUGAAAUCCCAAGUGAUCCAGUUCAAGUCAAUCUUCUCUACGCCCAAGCAGUUUACUCUGUUGUGCGGGCGGAUGAUUUCCCUAUCAACGAGAAGGUGGCACUGCAGCUGGCAGGUCUGCAGGCACAGGUGGCGCUGGGUGAUCCACAAGAUGGCAAGACAGAGUUCUAUGCUGAUGUGCAACUCUACCUCCCUCAUCGCAUUGCCCAAACCAAAAAACAAGCAGAGUGGGUGCCAAUCCUUGCUCAAGCCCACAAGCAGUAUGGGACAGGGAAGACGGAUAUUGUGGCAAAAGUGUGGUACCUGACAUGUGUGAUGCAGUUCCCGCUGUACGGCACCACCAUGUUCCAAGUGUCUUACCGGGGCUACUGGUCCUACGGCAACACGCUCAUCCUGGGGGUCAACUGUGAUGGCAUUGCUAUGAUCAAACCUGACGACAAAUUUAUUUUAUACGAGUACAGAUAUUGCGACAUAGAAUCUAUCUUUCUAGAUCCCAGUGACAACUUCAUCACCAUCAACCUUCUGCGAACGUUACCAGAUGCUCACAAAUGUUUUGUUUUUGAGACAAAGGAGAAGCAAGAGAUUGGUUUCCUAAUUGCCAGUUACUCUCCCUUGCUGGCAUCUUGGAUCAAAGAUAUGGACUCAAACAAGAAGGUGAAGCAGAUUACAGGUGAGGACCGUGCCAGGCUUUACUACCACCUGGUGCAUAGCCGACGCCAGAUCAUUGACUCUAACAUGCUCAAGAAACCUGUGGAUCAGGGCGGGAACUUUAUUGUCAGCACACUUAGAAGAUUAAACAAGCAGAAACUAGACAAGCUUCGUCAGGAUUAUGGGGAAAACUCAGAGACAUACAAGGGCUUCCACCACAUGUUCUGGGCAUUCUCCAAAACUCCUCUCACGCAGACCAUCAGCAAGAUUCCAUCACCUGAGGUAGAGCAGCAGGCACUUCAGAUAUCUCUUGCCAUACUGACUUAUGCUGGUCUCAACCCUAAUGGUAAGUCUGAGACAGCAGCAACGAGUGAUGACCAGCAGCUGAACAUGGUGCAAGGAAUAGUGGAGCAGUGCAUGAAGAGAGACAUUCUUCUCAAUGAAACCUACCUCCAGCUCAUCAAACAGACUACUGACCAUCCAGAUCCAAAUUCAAGAGUCAACUUAAGACAUUGGUCGCUGUUGACUCUGUUCUGCUCAGUUAUUCCUCCAACAGACAAAAAUGUGAGGAAGUACCUCCGCGCUCACCUUCAGCGGUGCUCCACUGACUAUGUGUCUGAGGAGGGAAAGUAUGCUCGCUAUGCUGAAAAGUGUCUGCUGAAGGCACUCAACAACCGGCGGCGGCAAUGGACGCCCUCUAAGCAAGAGAUCCUGUGCACCAUCAACAGGCGGCCCAUCUAUGCACGCUUCCACUUCAUGGAUGGACAGUUCCACUCCCUUGAGUUUGAUGCCUCAGCAACAGCAGGUGACGUCGUGGAGCUCAUCAGACACAAAAUUGGCUUGAAAGAUACUGCCAAAGGAUAUGCCAUCUAUGAGAUGUUGGGAACCACUGAGCGAUGUAUCCCAAUGGAGGAAGUGUUAGCUGAUGUCAUGUCUCGAUGGGAGCGUUAUCGGCUGUCCACAGCAGCCUCCCUGCACCAGCACCACCAUAUCUUCCUUUUCAAGAAACACUUGCUGUUGGAAUCUUGGAUGGAUCUGAGUGACAAUGUGGAGAAGGAGUUGCUGUACUUCCAGGUCCUGUACACUCUCAGGGCAGACAAGUUCCCUGUGAAGCAAGUGGAGGCUGUGAUGCUUUGUGCACUAAGAGCCCAGAUAGAGCUUGGGAACUUCACUGGGGCAAACAUGGACUAUGGCGAGGUGAUCGCCCACACCCUCUCCCCACGACUCCUGAGUAGCGUGACACACGAGGCUGUUGCAAUGCACCACCAGAGUCUCUUCAACAUGGACUCACAGGAGGCUAAGCAGGCCUUCCUCAAUCUCAUCAAGUCCUGGCCCUUACACCGUGCUACUAUCUUUGAUGUUACUCAAUCUUUCACCUCAAAUUGGCCCAAAGUACUCUGGCUGGCCAUUGACGAAAAUGGGGUCCACCUCCUUGAACACCGUUCUCGUAAUGUACUCUGCACCUACGAGUACGACUACAUCCUCAACUACUCCGCCUCCAUCACCUCCCUCAUGAUCAUCACUGGCUCCACUCGCAAACAGAGCAAAAUCAUCCUCAACACAACUCAGGCCUUCAUGAUUGCCACCUUAAUAAAAGAUUAUGCAGAAGUCUUGAGGGAUGCCGUUGGGAGCACCACAGUGACUAGUGGGCCUCCGUCAGGCUUGAUGGCUGUCCCAGUGCAACAAGACGGGGCUCCACCUCCUGAGCUGCGCCGCUCCCGGCCCCCCAGCAUCAUGGCCCGGCCACCACCCACACUCACCGAGGAGGUUGUCACUCAGUAGGGCAGUGAGUGGCUGAGUGGCUCUCAAAGCAAAAGAAAUGUGAUCUGAUAUCAAUUGUGCUGUGUUAUAUUUUGUAUUUUAUUUUCUGAUUAGCUCUUAGGAAAAUUUUAAUAAAUUUUUCAAUUCUUCAGGGAAGAGAAGGAAGGCAAGUGUCAGGGUAAAAUCAUAUUGUUGAAAAAUCAUUUGGAAUGUGACAGUGCAGUAUUUGACAGGUUUUGCAUUUAUCUACCUUGCUACGUAUGUAUAAUAAUGUUCAGUAUACUCUGCACUGGACUGUAAUUACCUCCAGGAGUAUAAAUUAUAUUUAUCAGUAGAUGCAGAGCGCAAAUGUUCUUUAGAUAUCCUACAUGAUAUGCUUAUUUUUCUGUAAUAAGUCAGCUUUUCAUUUCAAUCAUGUUACCCAGAAUCUAUUAUAGGUGUUUAUUGAGAGGUUCAUCACUAUAGUCUCCCCAUAGAAUAAGAGUCAGAGUGAGUCUGUAAGUGUUUAGCAGGGUGACCCAUGGCCACCUCCUGGGGCUCUGGUGUGCCGCCACUACUGCUGCUGCUGCUGCUGCUGCUGCUAGAAGCUGGCGGUGCUUGGCUCCUCACUUUCGCUCACUCACUUGCUCAAGAGCUUAACAUGCAGGCUGGGGCUUGCCUUUGUUCUCCAAAGGCAAUGGCUGAAGUCCCCUGUUAAAAGUGUUGUGCCAAGAAUUUGGCUCUAAUUAUUUCUGUGUUAACAUUUUUUAUUAGAAAGCAAGUGCUUUUAAGGAUGAGUGUAAACCAUGAUGACAGAAUCUCUACAUAACUUUAGUUAAGUUGAUAAUGAGUGCUUUUUUAUAACAGUAUUUCUUAUGUAAUAUUGAUUAAUGUUCACAGAUUUUUUUAUUUUAAAAUUGCUUCUCAGUUAUUCAUAAAUUCCAUCAAAACACUGCCUUCAACCUCAUGAUAUGUUUACGGCAUACUUAGUUGAUGCACAUUUAGUUUUGUAUGUAUUUUUAACCAACAGUUUCAGACCUAAUUUUUAAAACAUUCUUCUGGUGCUAACUAUUUGUUGACUGUUCUUAAUGUGUGAUGCAAAAAUGGGUAUCUAAGUUUGGAGAGUUUGCAUGUCUUAAAAAGUUUCUGCAGGCACUUAUAGCUAAACCUACAGUAGUCUGGAGUAGAGAAGCAUUUGUACUGAUAUUUAUAACUUCAUAAAGACUUAAUGUAAAUGAAAUCAAUGACCAUCACCAUCAUUAUGGAUAGUCAGAAAAAAAAAAAAAAAGUGAUCCUCCUCCUAGUGGUGGUGGUGGUGGAGCCUGUAGCCAGCAGGAACCUAUCACAAGCUCUGCUGCUGAGGGUGUAUGUAGCAGCAGGUGCUGAUCUAAUCAAUAUGUACAGGUAAAAAUGAGGGGAAAGACAGAUACAAUCACCAUCUUGUUUAUGCUAGUCGUCAUGUACUUCCUCCUUCUGUUAAGGACAUUACUAGUUUAAGUGAUGAGAAUUAUUCUUUUUUUUCUUUUUUCUCCUCUCUCCUUUUCCUCUCCUUAAAAAAAUGUUUGGAAAGUUGUGUGUGUGUGUGUGUGUGUGUGUGUGUGUGUGUGUGUGUGUGUGUGUGUGUGUGUGUGUGUGUGUGUGUGUUUUAUCAUACUUAGACUUUAUUUUUUUUGUGUGUGUAUGUGUGUGUGAUGCUAAUGAUCAAAGAUUUUAUGUGUUUCUUCUCACCACGUACUAGUGUGUAUAUAAUGUAAAAAGUGACAAAAGGAUUAUUAAUUAUAAAAAUGGAUUGUAGACUAGGUUUGCCUUUAACUAAAAAGUAUUACAGGACAGGAAUCAUGUCCAACAUGUUAUUAUGUAAUUAUAGAUAUAUUUUUUGCUUUGUUAGUUUUUAUUCUCACAAACAAAUACAAAUGAACGCAAUCAACAGUUGUAUUCAGGGGCUACAGUGACUUGUUUGCUUUGUACAUUAUUGUAGCAACUAUUUUGGAAACUGGACUAAUGAAUGUGGGAUCAUGCUUGGUCUAGAUUUUUUUAUUUUUAUUACAGUUCUUUCAGUCCCACUCUCUAUACAUGCAUGCUGAUGUAUUAAAUGCUCAACUCUUAACUAAAUUAGGGUUAAGACACAAACGUUUUGAAAAUGUGAUAUUUGAGCAUUAAUGGUUUUUCUCUUAUUCUUUUUUUUUUAAUCAAUAAAAAUAAGCAGUCAGAAAGAAAAAGACAGUUAACUGAGAGUGAAAGUGAAAUCAUCUUUAAAGAUUACUACUGUUUUUCCUUUUCUUUAUCUUUCUUUAUAUGUAAAAUUGAAUUAUCAGAAAACUGAAAAAAAUAUCUGCUGUUCAUUUUUAAAAAGUAUAGACAGUCAAUUGAGUGAAAAUGUGAAAAUACUUCAACAUUAUUUGUUUUUAUCUUUAUCUUAUUCUUUUCUUUUAUAAUUUUAAAGUAACUUGUCAGAAAGUAAAAACUACUCUGCAUGUUUAAGAAGUAAAGACAGUUGACUGAGAGUGAAAAUGAGAGAAUUAAUGUGUGUUUUUUUCCUUUCUUUCCAACAUGCAAAAGAAAAGCAAAAAAAAAAAAAAAAAUGUUGUAAAUGUUUGAGAAGCCAAGACAGUCAGUUGAGAGUUUCCUUCACGUGACCUGCCUGUGUAGACUAACCAAUUUGUGUCUCUUCUUGAGUGGUUGGUGGUGACCCUGUGUGUGCUGGCCCUGUCUCGUGUCUGUCCUCACCAUGUGGUCUCUGUAGUAGCACAAAAGAAAGGAGCCAGUGGCUCAUUUUAAGCUAUACAUAUUCCAGAUGAAGGUACCAUUGUAAGAUUCGGUAUUAUUUAUGUGCAUACCACCAAAUAUAAAAGAAGAUCAGUUUGUGUUUAUAUAAAAAAAUUGUGAUACCUCAGCAUAUUAAGAAACAUGUGUGCUGUUUGAAGCACAAAGAUGCAUUAUAGAUAUUAACAGUAUUUGAUUCUCAUGCCUUUUGUACUUAACAUUUUUACCAAAGACUCACCAGGUAUGUAAAUGUGUGUGUGUGUGUGUGUGUGUGUGUGUGUGUGUGUGUGUGUGUGUGUGUGUGUGCGUGUGCGUGUAUGUGUGUGUGUUUGCGUGUAUGUGUGUGUGUGUGUGUGUGUGUGUGUGUGUGUGUGUGUGUGUGUGUGUGUGUGUGUGUGUGUGUUUGGCCUGCCACAAACAUGUUGAUCUCCCCUGUGCUUCUCCAUGACACGGUUGUGGUCUCUUCCUUGGCUCACUCAGCUUGACAGCGAUGGAAGAAAAUGAGGAGUUGCUAUUUUAUGAUUUAUGUUCCAUAAAGAAAAUAUGUAACAGUAUUUUAUUUAUGGUGGUGGCAGAAGCAAAAGAGGAGUUGCUAUUGUAUUUGUUCCAUAAAGAAAGUGUGAACCAAAUUUUUAUUUAUGGUGACAAGAAAAUUAGUUACUAUUUAUGUUCCUUGAAGAAAAUGUGAAUGUACCAGUAUCUCUUAUUUAUGAUGGUGACAGAAGAAAAUUAGGAGUCAUGAUUAUAUUGUGUUUCAUAAAGAAAAGUGCACCAGUAUCCAAUAGUCAGCUUUAUACAAUUUUGUGAUGGUAACAAAAGAAAUGAGGAGUCACUGUUAUAUUUAUGACAAAGAAAACAUGUACUAGUAUUGAAGGUUUUUUUCUUUUUCUUUUUUUUUAUUUCAGGUGUAUACUUGGAGGAGAUGCAAUAAGAGAUGUCGUAAUAUAACAAGGGUAAUGAAGACAAUGUAGAGAAGUGGUCAAAGGAGCUGCUUGACCAAUUAUGUUAACUCUUAUUCCUUCAUUGCAAAUUGUGUUCAAACCUAUUGACUCCUUCAUAUUCUUCCAGUGGUGAAGUAAAAGUUUCUUCCCUGUGGGUCUUGAAAGUUUUGUACAAUCCAUACAAUUACAACUUUAUUUCUGACUAUGUGAAAUGCAUACUUUUUUUUUUUUAUGAGUUGUUUUGUAGUCUGAUGUGUUUGAGAAUUCUUCCAGUUAGGGUGAAAGCAAGGCACGGUGGAUUGGACAAAUGUGCUGCAAAAAAGUAUUGUUCAUUUCUGAUGUUGGUGUGAGACUUUUAAUUAGCUUUUAUAAAUAUUGUCAGUGAUAUGUCAAAUGUUAUUUCUACACAAAUAUAUAACAAUGAUGCUCUGUAAUUGUCUGUCAAAUGGAACCUUUUAGGGCAGUGGUUGGAUGAAUGAAGUUAACUUGAGUAGGUAUUGAGAAAUGGAACAGAAAACUCUCUCUCUCUCUCUCUCUCUCUCUCUCUCUCUCUCUCUCUCUCUCUGAAGUGAAGUAAGUUAAUUCAUCAUAACACUUGUGACCAGCUGUACAUGUCCAAAUACAGUGGUAUGUUCUUUUCUCCUACCAAACCUUCACAUUAUUCACCAAACAUAAACUGUCUUAGUACCGCAUGAUUAUGAAAUUCACAGGAAGUAGGAUCAGAUAUACUUGUUAAUUAGGAAGGACAUACAUACUGAGAAUCAAGAAGCUAAUUAAUCCUUACAUCAUGCUAUUUAUUUAUUUUUAUUUAUUUUUUCCAAUUUAAGUUUUGCAGACGUUAAUCCACUUUCUUUAAUCUUAAUGUUUUGAAAAACAAGCAAUAUAUGCAUUGGUCCCUUUAUCAGUAGUUCGGAAAUAGCCAUUUAUCACAGAAGUUGUUUUGUGAUUCGUGUCAACAAGAAAGAAAUUAACAAAAAUCGAGGAAAGCUUUGAUAUACCUGUAGCUCACAAUAUACUAGUAAAGUUUCACUUAUCAGUACCUCGUGAUAGGAAAAAAAUAAAAUAAAUAAAUAAAUAAAUAAAUAAAUAAAUAAAAUAGAAAUAAAAAGAUCGGUUUCUCUUGUUCUCUGUAAAUGUCAUAAUACUAGAAAAGAACAGCAAACAACAGCAAACAACAGCAAGAAGAAAUGAACAAGAUUGAAUAAUUUGAUUUUAUUCAAGCGCCACACGCAUUGGAGUGAUAAAUGUGAGUUUUUCUGUUAUCAGCAAGAUAUGUACUAAGGAUUCAAAAUGGUGGUUUUACUUUUUUACUAAGAAAUAAAAGAUCAUAUUAAAUCAUAAUCAUAAAUGACGGUAUACUCGGGAAUUUAAAAUCGUAAUUUGAAAUUAGGAUUGCGCAUGCGUCACUCCCGCGAGAACAUGGUGCCUCGAUCCAAGGAGGAGGAAGCUUGUGAAGUGGCGCGCAAGGAAGAUAGUGGUGCAUCAGGCAGGUGACCUAAUGUGACCUAGCCUUGACACCUGCACCUCCACAUGUCAGCUGGGCACUUGUACACUCCACAAUUCUAGAAUUAAUUGAUGAGCUACAGAACUACAGCAUCGUUCAGGUGGCAGCCGGAGACCAGCACUCUCUUGCUCUCACCUCCUGGGGCCUGGCAUGAUGAAGACGUCAGGCGAUAAACAGUGCACACGCGGGACUGAGUCACUCAGUAAACACAGUGCAGUGGGCCGCGGGUGGCGCGAAGCAGUACGCUCUGGUGGCGAGGGGACAAAGUAUGCCUUGCGCGGGAAUUUUAAUCGAUUUUAAUCCUGGCUUGCCUCUCUUCCAAGGGACUUUACACUAAGGCUGGUUACUGUGUACAAGAAUAUGGUGGUACAAAUCCUGAAUUCAGCUCACCAAUCUAGCUCUGAGAGAGACCGGCGUGCCCUCGUGUCUUCCCUGCAGCUGUUGUCCCUGGUCCACGGUCUGAACUUCCAAGCCGGCUGCCGAGUGGGGUGGUUGAACUACGACGACUGUUACAUCCCAGAAAUUGCAGAGAAAAUUGAUAUUAGGAAUGAUUACUUGAACUAGAUGAACAGCAGGCUUCACCCGAUGUCCAGGAGGGAGAGUCCAAUCCUGUUCUGUGAGUAUCCAUUCUUGUUCGACCCUCAGGCCAAGACGCUGCUGCUCAGGUGUGACGCCACUCGUCAGAUGAGAACGAGGUGCAGGACAAAUUAGGCAUUGUGUGUGGACUGGCAAUCUACAACUUCACCAUCAUCAACCUGCCCUUCCCAAUUGCACUGUACAAGAAGUUACUGUGAGAGACUAGGCUUGGAUGACCUCACCGACCUUGACCCGCAGCUGACCAGGUCACUGCGAGAUCUGCUGGAGUACAAGGGAGGUGACGAGGAGGAAGUUUAUGGCCUCGACUUCACUUUGACCCAGGAUUACUUUGGGGAGUGCAAGAGUGUCCCCCUGAAGGCUGGAGGGGAGGAGAUGUCAGUCACACAGCAGAACAAUGUUGCCAUGGUGACGGUGGUGGUGGGCAUGAUACAGAUGCGGGAGCUGGAGUUUGUGCCCGAUGGAGACAUGCAGCUGGACAAAUUCUGUUGCUCAUUGCUCAGACUGGAGUUUACAUGUAUACCUCCUUCACCAUCAUUGGUGGACACUUCACCAUGAGUGAUGCUUGAGCUGUCAUGGUGCUGCUGCUGUUGUCUGCCAUCAUCCCCCUGACACAGACCACCCUGCAGACCAUCUUCAUCCUGGGUGUCACACGUCGCUGCUGCUACAGCUCAGAGCAACUGGAGCGCAAGCCAGGAAGGGAGAUGGUUCGUUCGAUGCAAGGAGUUGGCACAGGAGGCGUCCGAGGCUGUGUAGAGCGGCCGUCUGAACCUGGUGCCACAGCUUACUAUGUUCAACAGAUGCCUGAAGGAAGUGUGUGUAAGGGAGGAUAAAGAGAUCAUGCUGGCCUAUGCAGACGAUGUCGCUGUCGUGACAGGAAGCCAACAAGAUCUUCAAGAGGCCAUGACAAGAUGGAAUGAUGUUUUAAAUAGGGAAGGAAUGAGAAUGAACAAACAAAAAACUUAUUUACUAGUGGACAAGCAACAAGUGAUGGUGUGGCUCUGAGCCACUGUAGUAGGGAUGUUAUGGUUUAAGUGUAGGAAGUUGCAAAUGCUCACCUAACAAUUGCACCUUAGUAGAAAAACACAAACAGGAAGUUUAUGCAAGUUUUUAUCCUUAUAUAAAAUGUUGUAUUGCAUCAAACCUCCAUACAUUACUGUCUCUAUCCAGUAUGAGACCGGUGUUCAGGAAGCACAAGCAUGUGCUGAAUAACAAGAAGCCGGCAUUGGUGAAGGUGACAACAUUUCAUCUAUUUAUACAUACUUUUUAUUAUUAAAGCUUAUCUUAUAAUUAUUUCUGAAGAGAUUGACUAAUUUUUGUAGUAUUUAUGACUUAGAACUAUGAUAAAGCUAUGAAUUGAUAUAAUUCCUGAUUUGUUUUAUCUUUUCAUUAUCCUUCCUUUGUUAAUUGAGCAUUUUAUAUUACUUAGCUUAAAAAUGCAAGAACGGUUCAGAAGUAUCCAAUCUUGGGCUAAGGGCCAAAAUUAUGGUAUCAUUCAAAAUGUCCUUCAAAGAAAGCCCUCUGUAAUCCAACACACUUAGCCCAUUAAUCCUUCCAUUUCUCAUCAAUUUGUUCAACAUUCAUAUUUUUCCCUUAUAGGGUUGAACAAUUUUCAUGGGUUCAGAGCAAAAGGCUUCCUCAUUCCUCCCCAAGGUAUUCUCGGAUGGUAAGCAGGUUUGACUCUGGAGCAAACCUGACCAAGGGCUACUGCCCAAGGCUACAGAGGUUCCUCUCCCUGAGGCUGAAUGCACCAUGUGAGAUGGUUCUGUUAUGUGGAUGAAUGUCAUGGUGGAUAGCAGUGCCACCACAUUCCUACAAUCAUCCAUCACUCCACUGCUCAAACGCUUCUGCAACCAAUGAUAGGUAUGCUGCCACAUUCUGCAUGGUCUCCUUGGCUCUCAGAUAAGGAUACUGUCAACAGGUUUGGGAUUGCCAAAAAAUCAUAAGGAGCUAUGUCUGAAAAGUCCAGAGAGAGAGAGAGAGAGAAAGAAUGAGCAAGAGAAAGAGUAGGAUGAAGCAAAGGAAGAGUCAAGAGGGAGGAAGAGAGAGUAGGACAAGAAAAAACAGAACAAAUAAAUCCCCUACACGUCUUGUCUCCAUUCACACAAGCCAUGAAAAGCUUGUCCAUCCCUGAGUGCUCAGAAGCAGUGUUCCACUGAUGAUGUGGAAACUUGAGACACCCAAUCAUUUAAUGGGCUUUAGUAGGUUUUGUCACCAGUCUUCUGUGUGUCACUGACUACAUUUUGAAAUUUUUAUCUGUUCUAUUUAAUUUUGUGUGUAUGUACACAAUGUUUAUGGUCAAUAAACUAUUUAUAAAACUAUUUAUCUGUGUGAGUAAGAUAAAAGCAGUUAUUAUUAUUUUUAUUAUUAUUAUUAUUAUUAUUAUUAUUAUUAUUAUUAUUAUUAUUAUUAUUACACAUUUUCCUCCUUGUAUUUAAAUAUUAUUAUUAUUAUUAUUAUUAUUAUUAUUAUUAUCAUGAAUUGUUCUUGUUUAUAAAUAAAAUACUGUAACUGA
Molecule: messenger RNA, 15144 nt
Organism: Scylla paramamosain (green mud crab)
Lineage: Eukaryota; Metazoa; Arthropoda; Malacostraca; Decapoda; Portunidae
Gene: Myo81F
Product: unconventional myosin-X-like
Exons: 52
Coding region: 135-6869 (2244 amino acids)
Biological process (GO): signal transduction
Cellular component (GO): cytoskeleton; myosin complex
Molecular function (GO): ATP binding; cytoskeletal motor activity; protein binding
Source: RefSeq, a predicted model, not a curated record